AUGAUGAUUCGACGAUAUUGUCACUUGAAAUCAGACAUAAUUGCUAAUGACAUUAAAUUGAAUUGUUCACUCAAGUUUCGUGUGUUUUUAUUGAUUUGUGAUAUAGGUAUACAAUCACAUAUUAAUAAACAGUCUAGGCAUUUAAGGUACUCAAUGUGGAUUGAUUUUUAUAUGCAAAUAUUGUGAGGAAUAUCAACAUUACAUUUUUUUGGUACUCCUAAUUACUAUGAUCACUUAAUUGCUCUAAAUAUUCCUGAUGGUACAAAAACAAUGAAAUUUAGAUCUUUGAGUAUAAGAAACGAGUUCCUUUAUAUUUUGCACAUAAAAUUUAUUGGAUUGCUAAUUGGAUUGUGCUUCUUAUUAUAGCCAUCAUGAUCUUGGAUUCUUAUGGCUAUUUAAACAACAUGCCUUAUAUGAUUUUUGGUAGAAUAAUCAUCAUAUCAAUUCUUUUGAUCUACACUCUCUUUUUUAGAAAGCAAGACUUAGCAGAAUUUGAAGAAUUGGGAUUUUUCAAUAGUGAAUUGCCAGACAUUGAUAUCUCUUCAUUAGAUUAGAAGUUGAGGAUUUCCACUAUAAAUAGUAUGAUUUCAUGAUUGAUUUAAGAUUUUUAAACACAAUUUUUUUCAGUGGAACUCUAAAAGAUUUGGAACAUUGUGGACAAUGAUAUUGAAAUUAAAAUGAACAUGUAAAUAAGAAUAUAUUAAUUUAGUCAUUUGAUUGAUAAAGAAAAGAGCAUAAAAUUGAAGAAGAGAGUCUCUCAAUUAUUUGAAAUGCAUCAACAAUUAAUCAUUGAAUGUUAAGCUUAUUUUGAAUUGCACAAUAAUGACUUACUUUAAUUAGAAUAUUUAAUUAGGUAGAUCUCAGAUAAUGCCGACUUAUAAUUAAUUAACAAUAUACAAAAAUACUUCAAUGUUUUGAUUAGUAAGGUUGAAUUGAUAUCCAAUACAUUUUUGGAUUUCAUUGAAUUUCCUCAACAGGAAAGAGAAUUGUUGAAUGAUAUCAAAUUAUAACACCGACAACUUCAUAAGUCAUCUCUGAUUAAGAAGCAAUAGAGCAGUCUCCCUUAUAAGAAAUGGGAAUUGCACAACCCCUAUAUUCCCUACAUGAAUGUGAAAAUCAAGGAGCAUCAAACAAUUAAGCAACAUGGAGAUUCCUAUAUCUAGUAUUCAAUAGCGAUCACAAUUAAUUCAGAAACUCUGAUGUCAUAGAAGAGAUUUAGAGAGUUUCAUGAGUUGAAUGAAUAAUUAAAAUAAUAAGGAAUCAAGUACUCAUCUUUAUUCCCACAAAAGAGUAUUGGAAAGUUAACUGAAGUGGAUUUAGAGGAACGAUAGAGAGAUUUAGAAAUCUAUUUAAAAGUAUUAUUAAAUGACAGAAAUAAUCAUGGCUGUUUGCCAUUAUUCAAAUUUGUAGGUUUGUCUGCAAAUUAAGAAUCCUUUUUAAAGAAAUAGUAUUCUCGUAUGCAAAGAGAUGUAGAGUAAGUAACUUAAUCUGCAGUCAAAUUCUUGUAAUAUGAUGAUGCUUCGGAUCAAAAUGGAGAUAAAUAUUAUAAAUAUCAAUUUUAGAUUAUCAACCAUAAUAUCUUUAAUUAAUAUCACAUCAUUUCUAAAAGAUACUCUUAAUUUCAUGAAUUACACAGUAUUUUGAAAAAGAGGUAAAUGUAUAUUCCUAUUAAUUGUACAAUAGGAUUCAAUUCUUGCCAUUAUUACCAUAAAAGUUGAGUGCCUUGUAACAGAAUAUCAAUCCAAAUCAGAGAAGUGGAUUGCUCCUUUAAUAUCUGAAUGAAUUGAUAAAGAAUCCAUUAGUUUGUGAGAACCCGCACUUUAGACAAUUUAUAGAUAUUCCCUUCUUUGCUUUUGAAUCUGAUGAAGUAACCUUAUCAGAAACAAAGAACUCGUUUAAUCAAAUCUUUAGGUCAUAAGGAAAUGAUUCAAUAAUUAAAAAGAUCGAUGAUAUGAAGGUAAGAUUAUGGGAUUGA
Messenger RNA from Paramecium octaurelia, 1975 nucleotides. The record is from the annotation of a GenBank genome assembly. Lineage: Eukaryota; Ciliophora; Oligohymenophorea; Peniculida; Parameciidae.